This is a messenger RNA of Saccharomycodes ludwigii, 1560 nucleotides long. RefSeq names its product aldehyde dehydrogenase (NAD(P)(+)) ALD5 (gene ALD5). The transcript has a single exon. Gene Ontology annotation, molecular function: aldehyde dehydrogenase (NAD+) activity. The record is from RefSeq and is a predicted model, not a curated record. Lineage: Eukaryota; Fungi; Ascomycota; Saccharomycetes; Saccharomycodales; Saccharomycodaceae. Bases 1 to 1560 code for a protein of 519 amino acids.
AUGCUCUCUACAUUUUCCAAAAUAAGAUAUAGUUCUACUAUCCAAACUGCACGUAUUUUACGUUUAUACUCCACAUUACCAUUAAGAGUACCAAUCACUCUACCAAAUGGCAUAACUUAUGAACAACCAACUGGCCUAUUUAUCAAUGGUGAGUUUGUUUCAUCCAGACAACAUAAGACUUUUGAAGUCAUUAAUCCAAGUACUGAGGAAGAAAUUACACAUGUUUACGAAGCUCGUGAAGAUGAUGUAGAUCUUGCUGUCGAAGCUGCAAAACAAGCCUUUGAUAAUGGCUGGUCUACUGCUGAUCCAGAAUUUAGAGCACAAUGCUUAUACAAAUUGGCUGAUUUGAUUGAAAAAGAUUCUGAGGUAAUAGCUGGCAUUGAUUCUUUAGAUAACGGGAAAUCUUUAUUCUGCAGUAGGGGUGAUGUUUCCUUGGUUAUAAACUACUUAAGAUCCUGUGCCGGCUGGUGUGACAAAAUUUAUGGUAAAAUCAUUGAUACUGGGUCUUCUUAUUUCGCAUACACAAAAAGAGAACCAUUGGGUGUUUGUGGCCAAAUUAUUCCUUGGAACUUCCCAAUUCUAAUGUGGUCUUGGAAAAUUGGUCCUGCAUUGGCCACGGGUAACACUGUUGUUUUAAAGCCAGCUGAAGCCACUCCAUUGUCCGCUUUGUAUGUUUCUCAGUUAGUUAAAGAGGCUGGUAUUCCAAAAGGUGUCGUUAACAUUGUUCCUGGUUUUGGUAAGAUUGUUGGGGAAAAGAUUGCUACCCACCAAGAUGUUAAGAAAAUUGCAUUUACUGGUUCUACUGCUACUGGUCGUCAUAUUAUGAAAACUGCCGCUGACACCAUUAAGAAAGUUACAUUAGAAUUGGGUGGUAAAUCACCAAAUAUCGUUUUCGCUGAUGCCAACUUAGAUAAAGCCGUGAAAAACAUUGCCUUUGGUAUCUUUUUUAAUUCCGGUGAAGUUUGCUGCGCUGGUUCAAGAGUUUACGUUCAAGACACUGUUUAUGAUGAAGUUUUACAAAAAUUUAAGGAGUACACGGAAAGUUUGACAGUUGGUAACCCGUUUGAAGAAGGAAUUUUCCAAGGUGCGCAAACUUCUCAAAUGCAAAUGGACAAGAUCAACGAAUAUGUGAAGAUUGGUACUGAAGAAGGUGCCCGUAUUGUUACUGGUGGUGAAAGAGUCGGCCACAAGGGAUAUUUUUUCAGACCAACUGUUUUUGCUGAUGUCCAUGAAGAUAUGAGGGUGGUCAAAGAUGAAAUUUUUGGUCCAAUUGUUACCGUUUCUAAAUUUUCCACUGUUGAUGAAGUUGUCUCUAUGGCUAAUAACAGUGUUUACGGAUUAGCUGCUGGUAUUCAUACUGAAGAUGUCAACAAGGCUAUUGAUGUUUCUAACAGAAUCAAAUCCGGUAUUAUCUGGAUUAAUGGCUACAAUAUGUUUCACCAAAGUGUUCCAUUUGGUGGGUUUGGUCAAAGUGGUAUCGGUUCUGAAAUGGGUUCUGAAGCUUUAUUAAAUUAUACUCAAGUCAAAGCUGUUAGAAUGGCUCUUGAAAAGAAAAAUUGA